Ooceraea biroi (clonal raider ant) is the source of this 1539-nucleotide messenger RNA. RefSeq lists its product as uncharacterized. Lineage: Eukaryota; Metazoa; Arthropoda; Insecta; Hymenoptera; Formicidae. The record is from RefSeq and is a predicted model, not a curated record.
CAGACCGGAAUAGAUAGUCGGUAUUCGAGAGGUCGAUGAGAAAAGUGUCUCUGCGAAAGAUAGUUACUUUCAUCACGUCUUAUUAAAAGAGUGUAAUAAGGAGAAUAAUAUUCAUCUCUAGUUCAGGCUAUUGAAAUUUUAAGCCUUCUUACAUAUAAAAACGUUCAACGGACACACGGAGAAAGGAUUUUUGACAUCUUUUCCAGCUUUUUCUCAUCUUUAAGAUGACGCCUCUGUUCUGCUGGGUGUUCCUGUUGGCGUUGGUGGGCCGUGCCGCGAGCCUUCCAGCACCUCUCGUGAAUGACGCUUGCGCUCUGGUCUGUAAUCCUGGCGCGGAAACCGAGGGUGAGCGAGAACGGAGAGAGAGGGAUCCGAACCAAUAUCCCCGAUAUCCCAAGGGAGUCUGCAAGCUCCAGUCCAAGUCCGACCACGACCAAGCAAAGGUUCUCGUCAGUCACUGUUUGAAACUGUGCGCUAACGACUUGUCAGAGGCCUCCGAGCUAAACUGUUUCGUUCUGAGGUCGUCCAUCGAGAGCGAAUUAGGAUGUUACUGUCCAGCCUUGGUACCUUUAAGCCCAAACACCAUGCGCCUCCACGAGAACUGGAGGAUUACACAUUUGGUGAACGAGCUGGCGAAAGAUCUCGUCAGCAAUAUCUUCAAUUCACCGAUCGAGCAAGGUGUCAUAUGCGAACUUCACCAAGAGACGUUCCCGAUCAGCGUCGCCGUCGAGGGACAAAUCGGUGCGAAAUGUCGAUCAUACAGUACAGAGACGACAACGGAGUCCGAGCAACGUAGCAAACGAGAUGCUGGUGAGGGAAUUUUCAUGGAAAAAUUGAGGGAUUCCAUUCGACACCCCGAGGAAAAGGAGAAUAUUGCAGAGCCGCAAAAGGAAGAUAUAAAAUAUACUUCGCCGGAACGUGUAAUGGAAUCUACAACGGAACAUUUUCUGGAGGAACUAGAAGACUCAAUAAAACCUAUGACUUAUUUUGAACGAAUGGAUUACAGUCGUUACUGCGAAGUGUCAUGUCGCUCUAGCAAACCUGAUAGUCAAUGCCAGUGUGAACAAUGGAAGCAACAGCAAAAAAAGCAGAAGUUAUAGAAAUAAGAGGUAACGCACAAAGUGCAUGUAAGAGCGAAUAUUAAUUUAUAUAUCUCAUAUUCGAUUCACUAUUCGGUUCACAGUGCAUUACUAAAUGCAGCUGUAGUAAUUAAGCAAACAGAAGAAUGUUGUAAGAAAGAAUAAUCUAAAGCGUAUAUAUAUAUGUACAGUUUUUUUUCACAAUUUUAGUUAUUUAAAUUGAUAUUUCUUCCGGUAACUCAAUACGUAGUCUAAUUUUUACAUAAGCAGUACAAAUUAACAAAUUAUUAUCUAACAGUUACGAUGUUAUGUUACUCAAUAAUUGCGUAGUAUGUGUAAUUUCAGAACGUAAUAUUAUUGUAAAAGAUUAAUAAUUUAUUAUCGUCUUGCCGAAAUAACAGCAGAAUACAAUUUCGUAUAUUAUUAUGUUUACGUUAUACAAAGAAAAUAAUUUUUUAAA